AUGAGCAACCCGGUCUCAAGCGGCGAGACUGUCUCUGAGGACUACACCGAGAAGCCUCACGAUGUCCCUCAAUCCCCUGGCCCAGUCGCUGAGCCCCAGACGGCCGCCCUAGAUCGGACACCCUCACAAGCCGCCAAAAUGACCAAGAAGAAGAUCGUCGCUGUGAUGACGGCGCUUUGUUUGGCCUUGUUCCUUGCUGCGCUGGAUAUGACUAUCAUCUCCACUGCCCUGCCGACCAUCGCGAAGCAAUUUGGGGCCUCGGAAAGUGGUUACUCAUGGAUCGCCUCAUCGUACCUCCUCGCAAACGCCGCCUGCAUUCCACUAUGGGGAAAGAUCAGCGAUAUUUGGGGGAGGAAGUACAUUAUUUUGAUGGCCAAUGUUGCUUUUCUGGUGGGCAGUCUGAUCUGCGCACUGGCUCACAACAUGGGCAUGAUCCUGGCCGGUCGAGCCAUUCAAGGUGUUGGCGGUGGUGGCAUCAUCAGUCUGGCCAACAUCAGUGUUUCAGAUCUGUUCAGCAUGAGGGAUCGCCCGAUGUACUAUGGCCUUUUCGGUGCAACCUGGGCCAUCGCAGGUGCCUUGGGCCCUAUCGUGGGUGGUGCAUUUACCACCAGAGUCACCUGGCGCUGGUGCUUCUACCUGAAUCUUCCCAUUGGAGGUUUCUCGCUGAUCAUCCUCGUCUUGUUCCUUCACAUCGAGUCUCCAAAGACCCCGUUGCUGGCCGGUCUUCGCAACAUUGAUUGGGUGGGUACUUUCUUGAUCAUUGGUGGAACCCUCAUGUUCCUCUUUGGUUUGGAGUUUGGAGGCGUCAACUAUCCUUGGGCUUCUGCUACGGUGAUCUGCCUGAUCGUCUUUGGUGUCGUGACUUGGGUUCUUGCAAUGCUCUACGAGUGGAGGUUCGCCAAGUUCCCAAUCAUUCCCGCGCGACUGUUCAAUGAGUGGUACAACAUUCUGAUCAUGAUGGUUUGUUUCUGCCACGGCUUUGUGUUCAUCGCUGGUACCUACUACAUGCCACUCUACUUCCAGAUCGUCCUGCAAGCAUCUCCCAUCAUGAGCGGCGUCUAUGUUUUGCCUUUGGUUCUAUCCUUAUCCGUCAUGUCGAUUAUUACCGGCAUCACCAUGAAAAAGACAGGUCGUUUCCGUGAGUUGAUCAUCUUUGGAAUGUCAUUCCUCCUGCUUGGAUUCGGUCUGUUUAUCGACCUCAAGGCCUACGCUUCAUGGCCUCGUAUUAUCAUCUACCAGAUUCUCGCUGGUAUCGGUGUUGGACCCAACUUCCAGGCCCCCCUCGUCGCAUUCCAGGCCAACAUCCGCCCCGCCGACAUGGCCACGGCAACCGCCACAUUCGGCUUCGUCCGCCAGCUCUCCACGUCCAUUUCCGUGGUCCUGGGAACUGUCAUCUACCAAAACAUCAUGUCCCAACAAUCCGCCAAAAUCAUUGCCUCCGUUGGCCGUGAGAACGCCGCAACCAUCUCCGCCUCCUUCGCCGGCCCCUCGAAAGAGCUGCUGGCAACCUUCACCCCAUCUCAGCGUGAGGUCGUAUUCGGUGCCUUCACCCAUUCCCUGAAUCGCAUGUGGAUCUUCUACACUGCCGUCGCAGGCGUCGGUUUCAUCCUCUCCCUUUUCAUUCGUCGCCGUGAGCUGAGCACCCAGCACACUAUCCAAAAGACGGGUCUGGCCGAGCAAGAGCGUGCCCGCCAGGAGUUGAUUGACUCCGAGCGCAAGGACGCCUCAAAGCCCGAGGCUGAGGUUUAA
Molecule: messenger RNA, 1749 nt
Organism: Penicillium olsonii
Lineage: Eukaryota; Fungi; Ascomycota; Eurotiomycetes; Eurotiales; Aspergillaceae
Source: the annotation of a GenBank genome assembly